UCAAACUCUAACGGAAAUCGGAAGGAAAUAAAAGUAAAACAAAUAUUAAAACACGUUCUAAGUUUUAAUAUUACAUUUCUAUUAGUACAAGUGGACUUGUUGAUUUAUUUUGUUUGAUUUUUACAAAAAUUUUUUUAAAGAGGUUAAAGAAAUUAUUUUUGAAAUAAAAAAUUAAAACAAAUAUUUAAAAUAAAAAAAGUGUGUGCUAAAAACAAAAGAAAUGGCUUUUAAAACAUUUUAUUUGGCCUUAUGGAUGUUUCUCAUUUUAUUUACUGUGGUUAAAGGUUCCUGUUUGGAAUAUGGUCAUUCCUGUUGGGGUGCACAUGGUAAACGUUCUGGCAAUAAUAAAAUCUAUCACACAGAUAUUAAGUCACCUACAGAAGUCGAUUUUCAAGAUUUAAAUGGUUUAAGUGAAAAGAACACCUAUGACAGCACAGAGGAGCAAAUAAAUGCCUCCACCGAUUCUUUAUCUGCCAAUCGCGAACUGGCAAAAGAUAUCGAUGACCUCAUAGAGACGUCCGAUAAACCAAGCAUAAAAUUUAAAAAGUUUCUAUAUAAAAAACUAAAUAAAACAAAUGGAAAACAACGAAAUAUGGAACCACCGGAACAUCAUAGCGCACAAAAAUCCAACAAUAUGCCCCUGAUCAGCGAAAGAUGGCGACGUUUUCCUUUAUAUAAUUUAAGACGCCUACAAAUCACCAAAGCCGACAACGACUGGUUAAGGGAAUUGGAAAGGGAAUCACAAACAAAUGAUGACGAUUAUAUAUAAAACUUGGACCUAAGGAAAAGCAACAGGAAAAUGCAUUAAGUAAAAAGUAUUAAAAAGGGCAGACAGACAUAACAGCAGCAGCCGCAACUUACAAAACCAAACUCAUCAAGAUAUUUCCCCUCUGAAUGUUAAACAAUUAAAUAAUUAUAAAUAUAUUAAAUAAAUUAUAUUAAAAACAAACCUCUAGAAAUUUGCAUGUUAAAGAGUAAUUAAAUAUAAAUUCAUAAAAUAAAAAAUAAUUAUAUUUAAACUUGUGUAGAGAACUUACUAAGUGUUAGUACUAUUUGUGUAUAAAUAAAAUUUUAUGAGUAAUAUUUGCAAUUAGAAAAAGAAUAUACAAACUUCAAUCAUGUUUCCAUA
This is a messenger RNA of Lucilia sericata (common green bottle fly), 1129 nucleotides long. RefSeq lists its product as uncharacterized. The transcript has 4 exons. Gene Ontology annotation, biological process: neuropeptide signaling pathway. The record is from RefSeq and is a predicted model, not a curated record. Lineage: Eukaryota; Metazoa; Arthropoda; Insecta; Diptera; Calliphoridae. Gene Ontology annotation, molecular function: neuropeptide hormone activity. Bases 221 to 769 code for a protein of 182 amino acids.